Messenger RNA from Naumovozyma dairenensis CBS 421, 282 nucleotides. It is a transcript of the gene NHP6A, whose product is annotated as high-mobility group nucleosome-binding protein. The transcript has a single exon. The record is from RefSeq and is a predicted model, not a curated record. Lineage: Eukaryota; Fungi; Ascomycota; Saccharomycetes; Saccharomycetales; Saccharomycetaceae. Bases 1 to 282 code for a protein of 93 amino acids.
AUGGCUGAAGCUAAAGAACCAAAGAGAAGAGUUGUUAGAAGAAAGAAGGAUCCAAAUGCUCCAAAGAGAGGUUUGUCCGCUUACAUGUUUUUCGCUAAUGAUAAUAGAGAUAUCGUUAAAGCUGAAAAUCCAAAUAUUACUUUCGGUCAAAUUGGUAAAGUAUUAGGUGCUAAAUGGAAAGAAUUGAAUGAUGAAGAAAAGCAACCUUAUCAAGAUAAGGCUGACGCUGAUAAGAAGAGAUACGAAUCUGAAAAGGAAUUAUAUAAUGCUACUCACUCUUAG